This is a messenger RNA of Puntigrus tetrazona (Sumatra barb), 789 nucleotides long. RefSeq names its product L-rhamnose-binding lectin CSL3-like. Lineage: Eukaryota; Metazoa; Chordata; Actinopteri; Cypriniformes; Cyprinidae. The record is from RefSeq and is a predicted model, not a curated record. Gene Ontology annotation, molecular function: carbohydrate binding. Bases 90 to 722 code for a protein of 210 amino acids. The transcript is spliced from 8 exons.
CUUUGACACACAAGUGAAAUGUUGUUAAUUUUUAUACCCUCAGUCUCUAUAAAUAGUACGGUUACUUCCUUGUGUUCAAGCAUAUCAGCAUGCUCCCACAAAAUCUAACCCUGAUCUCCUUGUUCAUUUUACUGUGUCGACAAGGUGUUGACACAAAAAGGUACUUCACAUGUGAAGGUGGCUCUGUUCCACUCAGCUGUGAUUGGGGAUACAUAAAGGUGGUUACAGCCAAUUAUGGGCGAACCGACCACACAACGUGCUCCACUGGAAGAUCACUUCAUCAGCUCUCGAACGUCGACUGCUUCCACAAGACAUCCCUCCAUGUGAUGUCCAAACGAUGUGAUGGAAGAAAGAGCUGUUCUGUUCCCGCAGUGAACUCGGUUUUCUCUGACCCUUGUAUUGGGACUCAUAAAUACCUGGAUGUGUCUUAUUUGUGUCUCCCUUUUAGAAAAAGUGUCACGUGUGAAGGAAGCCGAAGUCUCAUAGACUGUAGUAAUGGUGAGAUUUGGAUUCAUCAUGCCAAUUACGGACGGCGGGAUCUUGUAACCUGUCCUCAUAAAUUAGCAACAACACCAGACUGUUACUCUCCUCAGACCGGCCGCCUGCGUUCCAGCUGCAAUGGAAAGAGGUCUUGUCAAUUAAAUGCGUCAAAUGCUUCCUUCCUCUCCGAUUCGUGUCCGGAUGUCCAUAAAUACUUAGAAGUGUUGUACAGCUGUAUAUAAUAUUGUGAGUAUCCUGCCAAAUAAAUGAAUUUUAUAUGAACUUUAAAUAAAAAACACCACUUUAUUA